UGUCAAGGCGAACGCACGGCCAGCCGGAGCAACUCUCUCGACAACAACAGCAGCAACAGCAGCAGCAGCAAUAGCAACAGAAGCAGCAGCAGCCACUGCAUCAAAGUCUUCAAACUUAUAUAACGAACGAUUAGACCAACGUUUACUUUAGUUAUUCGGUCAACUCUCGACGGUCAAGUUCGCUGCGCGACUCGACUCGUAAAACAAACAAACAAAAAAAAUAUACGCGCAAAAAAACAAACGUAUUUAUUGACAGGAAGUGCGUCAUAACAUUCAAGUGCAACAGAAAUCCUAACACAAAAAAAAACGCGUGCAGUGACAAAGCAACUUAAUAAACAGUGUCAAGUUUAUCAAAGCAAAUGCCAAGUGAAGCUGAAAAAUUUCUUCAAAUUUAUUAAUUCAACAAAUAUCUCAAGGAUAUUUUGGCAUUCGGUGACUUUGACAACAUUUGCAAGUCAGCUUGCAAUAUAAAUCAAAUCAUACAAAGGAAUUCUCAUACAUUUAUUUGGCAAACAACAACAAUAGCUAAGGCAAAAUGUUUCUACGCCGUUGCACUUUUCUGCUGUUACUCUGCCUAAUUGCGAGUGACGCCAACGCGGCGCGCAAAACAAAGCGUCCUGUCAAGCCGGCCAAGCAAACAAUACCACGCACCAAUGUCACGCCUCCGCCUGCGCCCAUCGCCAGUAGCAGCAGCAGCAGCAGCUCGACAUCGACUGCCAGCGAGCAGAAUGCGGACUUGGCAUCGCUGACCACCAGCAGCAGCAAUCACCUUGAGCUGCCCAAGCCGUUGGUGCCACAAAACGAUGCACAGCCGGAGCCAAAGACAGACAGGGCACCCGAUACGGACGAGGAAUGCGAUCCAGAUAUGAUUGGAUUUGAGAUAAUUACCGGUUAUGUGCUGUCGGCACCCUCAAAAUUGUUGGACACACUUGCUGGCACACUGAUGCUCACGGAUUGUUUGGAGGCAUGUCAGAGCAAUGAAUCCUGCAGUUCUGUCAACUAUGAAACCGGCUUGUGUGUGCUAUUCAAGACGACCGCCGAUAAAUUGCCAGGUUCACUUUCGCGCUCACAGUUUCCGGUUUUCACGAUCUACGCACAGAAAUCGUGUUUGGGCGUGCGUCCUUGCUCCAAGGCCUGGUGCAUUGAUCGCGUUCAAGGUUACCGCCUGCCCGAGCAUGUCAAAUCUAGUCAGACCGUCUUGUCGCGUCGCGACUGCCUGGAACUCUGCCUUGGCGAAACGGAGUUUACGUGCCGUUCGGCCAAUUUCUAUCGCCACUCGGGUCUCUGUGAACUCUCGGACAUGGAUCGCAUCACCCUCUCGGCGGGCAGCAGCGUUGAGGCCUACGAAGGCGCCGAUUAUCUGGAGAACAACUGUGCCGAGGAGCCAAGCAAACUGUGCGAAUUCAAGCGCAUAUCUGGCAAAAUUAUGAAGACAGUCGAUUCGGUUUAUCAGGAUAUUAACACCAUUGACGAGUGCCGUGAUCUCUGCCUGAACUCGCCAUACAGAUGCCACUCGUAUGACUACAAUGACACUGGUGACAUGGUCUGCCGUCUGUCGCAUCACAGUCGCGCCACUUUGACGGAUGUGAACGAUCCCUAUCUGGAUGUGCCCGAGGCAGCCACCUACGAACUAUCUGCCUGCUACAAUGUAUCCAUUGAGUGCCGUUCCGGUGAGAUGAUCACCAAGAUACGCACCUCCAAACUCUUCGACGGCAAGGUCUAUGCCAAGGGAGCGCCCAAGUCUUGUGCCGUCAAUGUGAACAAUUCACUCGAGUUUGACUUCCGCAUGGGCUACAACGAUCUCGAGUGCAAUGUGCGCCAGAGUGCCUACGGUCGUUAUAUGAACGAUAUUGUUAUCCAGCAUCACGAUAUGAUUGUCACCUCCUCCGAUCUGGGUCUCGCUGUCAGCUGUCAAUAUGAUUUGACCAACAAGACGGUGCUGAACGAUGUUGAUUUGGGCGUCACCGGCGAGAUCGAAUCAUCGCUAAGCGAAGAGAUUACCAUCGACUCACCGAAUGUCAUUAUGAAGAUCACAUCACGUGACGGUAGCGAUAUGAAGCGUAUUGCCGAGGUCGGUGAUCCGUUGGCAUUGCGUUUCGAGAUCGUUGAACAGAACAGUCCCUAUGAGAUCUUUGUGCGCGAACUGGUUGCCAUGGAUGGUUCAGACAGUGCUGAGAUAACGCUGAUCGAUGCUAAUGGCUGUCCCACCGAUCAAUACAUCAUGGGCAACAUCCAGAAGUUGUCGCACAAUCGCAAGGUAUUGCUCUCGCAAUUCGAUGCCUUCAAGUUCCCCUCGAGCGAAGUGGUUCAGUUCCGUGCCUUGGUUACACCCUGCAUACCACGCUGUGAGCCCGUCAUUUGUGAUAGCGAGGAUGGCGCCAGCGGUGAGCAAAAGUCUCUGGUCUCCUUCGGACGCAGGAAGCGCUCAGUGCUCAAUGGCACCGAUGGUGCCGAGUUCAUGGUCAGCACACGCCAGCGCCAGCGUCGCGAUGUUAGCCCAACUGCAGCCGAUGAUAACAUACUGCUCGUGCAGUCCAUACAAAUCACAGACAAGUUUGGCUUCCAGGCCGAGGAUGGCAGCGAUCUGGCCAACAUGAAUGCGAUGAACAACGAGCCCCAUGAGAAGGCAUACGCGGGCGUUGCACAGGACAAGCUCACUUGUCUUAAUGGCUAUGGUCUCAUUUUCGCCGGCUCACUGUUUCUGCUCGCCCAGCUGAGCAUCUUUGGCAUUUGGAAGACGGUGCAGCGUCGCACGCACAAGGAACGCUAUCUGUACCAACAGGAACCCACGCCCACCAUCACAUACGGUGCGCCCACAAUUCUCUACGGUCCGCCACCAUCGUCGGCAUCUUCGGUUGGAGGCGCCUCGCAUCUGAGCAGCGCCAAGGAUACGCUGAACAAAUUGUAUGACAGCGGCAUCAAUGGACGCUAUGGGCAACAGUUCUAAAUGUUUUCUUUAAGCAUUUGGUUGAGAAUGCCCCCUCCCCAAAUUAGCUGGGAAUUAACGCAAUAUGCCUCGAAAGCUUCAAAAGAUUCGAUGAGACUUGAAUUUACUUAGCACAUAUUCGCCAAUCAGGCGCGAUUCAUGAGAAAAAACAAAAAUCAUUUGCAAAUUGUAGUUUAAUUUUA
Messenger RNA from Drosophila sulfurigaster albostrigata, 3129 nucleotides. RefSeq lists its product as uncharacterized. The coding region runs from base 536 to 2947 and encodes 803 amino acids. Lineage: Eukaryota; Metazoa; Arthropoda; Insecta; Diptera; Drosophilidae. The record is from RefSeq and is a predicted model, not a curated record. The transcript is spliced from 9 exons.